Chrysoperla carnea is the source of this 5731-nucleotide messenger RNA. RefSeq names its product bromodomain adjacent to zinc finger domain protein 1A (gene Acf). The transcript is spliced from 12 exons. The coding region runs from base 254 to 4636 and encodes 1460 amino acids. Gene Ontology annotation, biological process: chromatin remodeling. NCBI's taxonomy places the organism in Eukaryota, Metazoa, Arthropoda, Insecta, Neuroptera, Chrysopidae. The record is from RefSeq and is a predicted model, not a curated record. Gene Ontology annotation, molecular function: protein binding.
AUGUUGUCAGUGAAAAUCUUAGUUCUUAAAACGGAAAAUUUUAUAUAUGAAUAGAAUUCUAGUGAAAACGUCAUUAUAUUCAAGAUAAAUAUUUAUAAAAUAUUCGAAUCAAUGUUAUUAUCGAAUCGAACAAGUACAAACAAUAAAUAAUUUGUGUGUGUGAAUAUUGUAAUUAACAAUUAUACGCAUUCCCUCCAAAGUAAAAAAGGGACUCAGUGUUGUUGGUUAAAAUACAGAACACAGAUGAAUUAGCAUGCCGUUAUUAAAACGUAAAGCGUUUGAAAAAGCAAAGGUUCCAGAAUAUCUACGUGACGAUGAAGAAGUUUUCCAUUGUGAAGUUACAAAUGAAAUAUUUCGAGAUUAUGAAGAAUUUUGCGAACGGAUGAUAUUAGUAAAUUCAAUGGUAUGGACAUGUUCUAUGACUGGUCGAAAUAAUCUUACUUAUGCCGAAGCAUUAGAAUCGGAAGAAAAUGCACGGAAAAGUUUACGUGAUUUUCCGCCCACUUUACGUGUACCACUCUUAUAUUUGGCAUCAAAAACACAUCGAGAUAAUUUCACUGAUAUGGCUGAAGAUGUUUGGAAAUUUGCUCGAGAUCGAUUUUUUGUCGGGGAAAUUGUUGAUGCGUUAUUAAGUGAUGGUGCUUGGCACGAAGGACAAAUUUUACAAGUUAUGGCACCUUCAGAUGAAGCUGUUGCUGAAUAUCAGAAAAAAGGGGUACCUUCAUUGGAUCCAUUCAUACCUCAAGCCGUUUUGUAUCGUUACGAAAUCGAACAAACUGCCGACGACAAUCAAAUAUUUAUCGUAGACGCUGCAAAUGUACGUCGUAAAAAAUCGAUCUACACACGAGAUAAAAGUAAAAUAUUCGUAAGACAAUUUACGGAGCCAUCUCGAAACGAUAAUAUAUGGCGUGUAAAGGAAGCUUUAUAUCAAAAAUAUCAUAUAAAUAAAGUAACAUUCGACCAAAUAUUUGAUGGUCCAUUACCAGAUUUUAGUAAUUCGAAAAAAUCGCGACCAAAAAAACAAGAAACAUUAACAAAAUUCUUUACAAAGGGUGGUUCUUCUAAUCAAAAAUCUGAUGGACAGAAUGCUAAUAACAAAACUUUAUUAGAGAAUAUGAAAAAACGACAACAGGAAAUGAAAGCCAAAGCUGCAGCCGAUAAAGCUCGAACACAAAUAGAAAAACAAAAUGCAAGAAAACGAAAACGUGAAGAAGAUUCUGAGAAAGCGGCAUUGAUGCGAGAAUGGAUUAAGCCUAGAGAUGAUUUGGAAUUAGAAGAUCAUAAGAUUUUACCAAUUCCAACACCGGUUGAAACUAAAAUAACGAGUACAUAUUUUGGAGAUGCUUUAAUGAUUCUUGAAUUUGUAAAUGUAUUUUCAAGUGUUUUAUCUACAAAAAAAUAUUUUGUAACAGGAUUAACGUUAAGUAUUCUGGAGAGAUGUCUUUUUACACGUGAAGUGAACGGUCCCUUAACAGAUCUCCUAAAAUUAUUAUUAAACGCUUUGUUCAACAUGCAAAACGACGAAGCAGCCGAAAUAAAAAAUGUGAAAAAUCCACAAAUUCAAGAAAACAUGCAAGAUGCAAAAGGUAGUGAGGUUACAGUUGCACAAGCUAUUCGACAAGCAACAUCUGCAGCACAUUGGUGUAAAUUACAUCAAGGUUUUAAUCUAUCACAGAUGCCACUUGAUGGUUUAACAAUUACAGAAGUUUUACGAUUACAUUUAUUAAGCUCCGGUUCAAAAAUGACUGAAUCAACUGCUCGAUGGCAAUUUCAACAACGUGGUGGAUACACUUCUGAAGAUGAUCCCGGUUUAUAUUUUCGUAUGGUUAAUCCUCAUAUUAUACACAAUUUAACGACUCAUCAUGUUUCAGAAUUAUCACUAGGUGAUAAAAUAAAAAUAUUAACAUGUUUAAUUGAUCAAAUCUCAACAUAUGCCGACGUUCGAGAUAUUAUUGAGGAACAACUCGAAAAAGCUAGACAGGCUAAAUUUAAUUUAAAAUUGUUACAACAAGCUGAGCGUAAACAUGAGAAUGAAGUGAAAUCGCAACGAUUUAAAAUAAAGCAAGAUUAUAGGAAACGUAAAAUCGAUACUCCGGAUCAAUCACAGCAAAUUGAUCGAGAAGAAGAAAUUGAAAUGGAAAAACUUGAUAAAGAUUUUCAACGAAAACAAGACGACUUUCAAAAACAAGCUAAAGAGUUAUCGGAAUCGUCGAAUAUUACGUUGUUGUAUACACCAUAUUUGGGAACAGAUCGAGCAUAUCGACGUUAUAUUUUUAGCCAAACAAUUGGUGCAUUAUUUGUGGAACACGACGAAGGAAAUCCAGGUUCAUGUAUGGACCGUGUUAUCAUUCCAAAUCCAAGUUUAAUUGAUGCCACACAAGAUGACACACUCAAAUAUAUCCGCGAAUUAUUUAGCGAAAAACCAACAGAUUCUACAUUUAUUUUUAGAAUUCCAAGUCCACGUAAAAGCGGGGCUUCAGAUAAACCAAGCGAGGAGACAAUCAAACUCAAAAAUUUACUUAUGUGUACCGGAAUAGCGUCAGAUUGUCCGGUCCAUUCAAAUAGUGUAGAUCGUGUAAAAUGGUCAUUUUUCCAUAAACCAGAAGAUCUCGAUGCCUUAACUCAAAGUUUAAAUAAGCGUGGUGUACGCGAAAGUGAAUUACGACUUACUUUGGAAGGAUGCAAAGAAUAUAUUAAAGAAAUAUGCGCUGAACGUUGUAAACCAGAAAAACUUGCUCCAAGUGCUUAUCAGAUUGAUGAGAAUCGGGUUCGUCGAGCAUGGCGAUCCAGAUAUGAUAAUGCUAAUCUGGGCUACGAUGAUACACACACUAUAUCCGAUAUUUUAGAGCUCACUUUACGUGAUUAUAUCCUGGAUUUGGAGCAACAGGUUUAUUCGGGUGGUUUAGGAACACUUCAAGUUAAAGAUCGUACAUUAUGGCGUAUGUGCUUAAAAGAUCGUAAUUACGAUGUUAAUCAUUUAAAAUUUAUUGCUUCUAAACCGAAUGGUGUGAAUACACUCAAAGUGAAAGUCGAAGAAGUGAAUGGGAAUGGUGAAAGUCGUGCAAGCACACCAGAAGUUGAAGAUGUUAUUUAUAUUCCAAAACUUGACAUAGACGAUGAUGAGAAGACAGCAAACCAAAAAGCGAUUACCGGAUUAGCUGUAGCCAUGGAAGCGUUAGCAUUCAGUAUCAAUGAAAAAUAUAUGAAUCGACCGUUAGGAGAAGCAAAUGAAUAUAAAAAAAAUAAACCGGAGACAAAACGAAAAGGACUUUGUAAUCGAUGGGCUGCCUCGUUAAUGUUAGCUACAAGUUUUCCACAAUUAUUAAUACAUUAUAGUACAUUAGAAUCGUGUGUCGCGUUAAAUAAGUCCGCGUUAAAUGCGUGUUGUGUUACGUGUCGAAAACGGACAAACGAUGAUCAAUUGUUAUUGUGUGAUGGCUGUAAUCGUGGACAACAUUUGUACUGUAUAGAACCCAAACUUACGAGUGUUCCAACUGGAGAUUGGUUCUGUGAUAGAUGUAAACCAGUUGAAACAACAAGAGUACGUAGAAGGUCUCGCAAACGAAAAAUAUUCUCGGAGGAGUCUGAUGAAGAUACCCCAUUAAAGGACCGACAAGAAAAUGGACACACAAAUGGAAACAAUGUUGAUGAAGAAAGUGAAAAUGAAGAAGAAAAUGGCACUUCAACAGAAGCCAAUGAAUCUAUGUUGGAAGUAUGUGAAGUUUGUAAAGAAGGAGGUCGUGUAAUUUGCUGUGAUUCAUGUUCAAUCAUGUACCAUCCAGAAUGUUUGGAUCCCCCCUUACGAAGGGUACCCCGUGGUACAUGGCAUUGUAGUGAUUGUAAACGGAAACAAGCGAGUGAUGGAGCGAAGAAAGUUCGUGCACAAAGAUUAGAAAAACGUAGUCGAGCUUUGGAAUGUGAACGUACAACUGAUUCCUCAGCAUCUGCUACAAGCAGUGAUGUGGAUGGAAACAACAUUGCGAGUGCGCGUCGUUCAUGUGCUCGACAAGCUCGAAAUAAAAUACAUGGUUUUGUUCGUACACUUAGACGGCCAUCACUUGAUUCCAAUAGUGAUUCAGAUGAAAAUCACAGCGAAGAAGAUUCAGAAAAUGAUAACGAAGAUGAAGACGACGACGAUAAUGGGUAUUCAUCAAAAGCUAAAAGACGAUCGCGACGUGCAAAUGAUCUAUCAGAUGAUCUACCAUUACAUAAUGCACCGUUACAAGAAUUAUUAUCGGAGAUAUUAAAACAUCCAGAUGCGUGGCCAUUCACACAACCAGUACAAAAACGUGAUGUACCUGACUAUUUUGAUGUGAUCACACAUCCAAUGGAUUUUGGUACCAUCAAAUAUAAAUUAAAUAUGGGCAAAUAUCAAUAUGAUGACGAAUUAAUGCAUGACGCAAUCUUGGUCUUUGAGAAUUGUAAUACUUAUAAUGAUUCUGAAGCUGAUGUUUACAAAUGCGGAGUAAAACUAUUAAAAUUCUUUAAACAAAAAGCACAAGAAUUAGGUUUACGUGUACCACAAAUAGAGAGUGGAAUGAUGGACGAUGCCGAGGAAAUUGAAGACGAAAAUAAUGAAGAACGACAAAUUGUUAAAACUAAAAUUCCACGAAAAAAAGCGCGUUUUUCGAAUUAAAUUUAAAUGAUACAUAACGGGUUAAAAAAAAACCAGUGAUUAAGUUUUACAAUUAAUUAUUAUUUAAACAAAAAAUAGAUUUUACUCUUCAGAUAAAAAAGUUUACCCAAUACCAGUGGACUCAAAUAAUUAAUAGUGACAUGAACGUUUUUGAAUUUCAAAGUCCUGCAUUAUCCAAUAAGAUUGUUCGAAAUGAUUUCUAUGAAAGAGUGUAAUGGUGUAAUGAUAUUGGUGUAGAGGAUCAGACGUAGAAUUUGACAGUCAGAACGACUAGAAAUUUGAGAAGUUGUUAUCAAAGUCUUGCUUAACAAGUUUUUCCUCUUGGUAAGAGAGAACGUUUUCGAGAGUUUAUUUUAGGAUGGCUGAGUUUCGGAUAUUACUUUCCUUAUUAAAAUUAGAAAGGGAUGAAAGUAAAACUUGCAACUGAGAGUGGUUGCGUUAAUUAACGAUGAAUUCGUGCUUAUAAAGCAAUCGAAUCUCUGCCCGGCGCGGUGUUAACAACGGUAAAACUGCCUGGUAAUUAUAAUUGAUAUAAUAAAAGUUCUUGGUAUAAAAUUUUCGUAGAAGAAAUAGUAUAUUACACAUCUAGGGAGCAAAAGUAAAGAAUGUCUCAAAUCUCGUGUUCACAAACAUGAGAUCUGAGACAUUCUUUACUUGCUCCUGUGGUAUGUAUACUAUUUUUCUCCCCGGUGAAGGCAGAAAGCGGCAACUUCGAUUUGCACACAGAGGGACAAAAGUUGAUACUUUCUACACGGAGGUGAGAAAAAAUUAUUAUGCACUACUAUAACCAUGCUCCCAAAUUUUCAGCCGUUCUGAAAUAACUAUCAAAUACCACGAAAAAAAAAGAUAAUGGAGGUUAAAUAAACACCGCCCCCCCCCUCCCUUAUAAAACAUACACUAUGACACUGAUAUUUUUUUUAAAUUUUCAUUAAUACCGGGUGUUGUUAACCUAUUAUACAGCUCCUUUAAUGUGAUAAUUUUCAAAAACAAGUAGAUACAAUUUUAUACACAUGCUUUAAGACACACCCUGUAUACGAUACGAUUUUUUUUUAAAUUGAUUUAACUAUCGAUGAAUGUAAAAUUUGUAUAGAAUCA